AUCAUUAGACCGUGCAAUAUAUAUGCGCAAUAACUAGUCGAGUCAUCAAGUGAAUCCAUAUAUAGCACGACGUUCAAUUCAGGAGAUUUAGAGAGAGAUCCGAAGUCUAAAAUUCAUGGGUUCUCAAACGAUGCCAAUUCCCACCAUUGAUUUAACCUUGGAGAACUCGAAACCUCAGUCGAGUUCUUGGGUCACCACGUGCAACGACGUCCGGCUCGCGCUCGAAGAGCACGGCUGGUUUGUUGCGAAGUACGACAAGCUGUCACCGCAUCUUCGAGAGGUGAUCUUGUCCGACCUGGUAGAGCUGUUUAAGCUUCCGUAUGAAACCAAAAUCCAGAACACGAGCGAUAAGCCUGCGUUCGGCUAUGUUGGGAAGAUCGCCGCGAUCCCUCUUCACGAAGGCUUGGGGAUCGACAGGGCCACAGAUUUGGGAGAGUGCCAGAAGUUCACCAAGCUCAUGUGGCCAUCGGGCAACGAUCGUUUCUGCGAAAACGCUCAACUCUACGCGAAGACAGUUGCGGAAUUGGAGCAGACGGUGGUGAGGAUGUUGUUCGAGAGCUACGGUGUGGAAAAGCAUUGCGAGUCUCACCUCGGAGCCACCACUUAUCUGUUGAGGUUCCUGAAUUACCGAAGGCCCGAGAACGACGAGGCGAACUUGGCGUUCGUGACUCACACGGACAAGAGCUUCAUCUCCAUUCUCCAUCAGAACCAUGUGAGAGGAUUGGAGUUGAGAAACAAGGACGGAGAGUGGAUAGGGUUUGAGCCCUCGCCUUCUUCGUUCCUUGUCUUGGCUGGGGACGCAUGCAUGGCAUGGAGCAAUAACCGAGUAAGGCCUGGUUAUCACAGAGUGGUGAUGAAAGGGAACGAGGCAAGGUAUGCACUUGGACUGUUCUCGUUCCGGGGCGGACUGAUAGAGACCCCGGAAGAGCUUAUCGACGACGAGCAUCCAAUGCAAUAUAAGCCGUUCGAUCACGUGGGCCUGCUCCGUUUCUACGACACGGUCGACGUCCGUGAGAGAGCCAAGCAUACCAUGACCAAAGCCUACUGCGGAGUCUGAAAUCGACUCUCUAUGGUUGGCGCAGAAGGAGAGGCGAACUCUGAACCGAAAGAGAAUAAAUAAAGUUUAAAGUGUGGAGUGUGGAGUGUGUCAUAAUUUGUGCUUCCUCAACGAGUGAGCUAUUAGAUAUGAUUGUUUAUGAAAUUGUGACUAUGAAGUUACAAGUUGCUUUCAUAAGUAUGGGAAGUGUAUUAAUUCUGUGCUGCUAGCUAACUUCGGCUGUCAUAAAUGGUUUC
Eucalyptus grandis is the source of this 1293-nucleotide messenger RNA. Its product is annotated as 2-oxoglutarate-dependent dioxygenase AOP3. The coding region runs from base 116 to 1057 and encodes 313 amino acids. NCBI's taxonomy places the organism in Eukaryota, Viridiplantae, Streptophyta, Magnoliopsida, Myrtales, Myrtaceae. The record is from RefSeq and is a predicted model, not a curated record. The transcript has 3 exons. Gene Ontology annotation, molecular function: dioxygenase activity.